GGGCGACGGUCUGCACUGCCUACGGCGCGUCCGCCACAUCAUUGAGCGCGCCGCUCCUUUCCCACCUUGGCGACUCUUCUAUUGCUUCCGCGGAUUCCACCGCUUCUGCUGCUCAGGCCAAGCCUCUUUUUUAUAAGGGAAAGGUAGUCGUCAAAUACGUGGCGAAGCUUCGUCCAACCAAGACCGGCGACAAAGGAGCUCGGGGGAAAGUUAUCUACGGUAUUAAAAA
Closterium sp. Naga37s-1 is the source of this 229-nucleotide messenger RNA. The record is from the annotation of a GenBank genome assembly. Lineage: Eukaryota; Viridiplantae; Streptophyta; Zygnematophyceae; Desmidiales; Closteriaceae.